This is a messenger RNA of Colletotrichum chrysophilum, 1194 nucleotides long. RefSeq lists its product as uncharacterized. NCBI's taxonomy places the organism in Eukaryota, Fungi, Ascomycota, Sordariomycetes, Glomerellales, Glomerellaceae. The coding region runs from base 1 to 1194 and encodes 397 amino acids. The record is from RefSeq and is a predicted model, not a curated record. Gene Ontology annotation, molecular function: protein binding; 6-phosphogluconolactonase activity. The transcript has 3 exons.
AUGCGCUUCUCAGCUGUCCUCGCCUCAGCGGCCACCGCCUCUGCCGCUGUCAUUGGCCGACAGACCAACUCAUCUGCUGGAACUGCUGCGAAGCUCCUGGUUGGCAGUUCCAAUCGCAUCUCCAUUGUCAGCUACGACGGCAAGGAGUUCAAGGUCGUCGACAACUACACUGACACUGGCGUUGCCAGCUGGAUGGCUUUCAAGGAGCCUAACCUCAUCUACGCUGUCGAUGAGAACAGUGCCGACCUUCGUCUGUUCACCUAUGACGCCGCCUCGGACAAGCUGCAGUUUGUCACCAACAACACUGGCUCCAGAGGUGUCGUCUCCCUUGCCUUCACUGCUGACCAGAAGCGCCUCGUCGGCGCCUCCUACGGCCAGGGCUCCAUCGACAUCUGGGACAUCUCUUCGGGCACCGAUCUGAAGCUCCUCAAGCAGCUCAACUCUACUGAUCCCGUCGGUCCCAACACGCAGCGCCAGGAUCAGAACCGUGCCCACCAGGCCAUUCUCGACCCCUCCGGUCGCUUCUUCGCCGUCAACGACCUCGGUAGCGACCGCGUCCUGAUCAUUGACUCCAAGGACGAUGCCUUCGUCAUCUCCAACAGCAACAGUGUCCCCGCCGGCUGCGGCCCCCGUCACGGCUCCUGGUACCCCACCAAGGCCGAGCAGGCAACCCACUACAUGGUUCUCUGCGAGUUGACCAACCAGGUCGAGGUCUUCCAGGUCUCCUACAACGGCACCGGCGUCGGUUUCGCCCACACCCAGGAGCUGAGCACCUUUGGCGCCGCCUUCCCUCCUGCCAACGCUAGCACCGCUGCCGCGGGCGAGAUCGCCAUCUCCAGCGACAGCAAGAACGUCUACGUCUCCAACCGCGUCACGGGCAACGAGACCGACUCCAUCGCCCACUUCAAGGUCAAGCAGAACGCCGCGGCCGAUGGCUCCCCCUGCAAGGCCACCGCCGGCGGCAUCGAGCUCGAGUUCGUCGACUCCGUCUCCUCUGGAGGUACCAAGCCCCGCAUGAUGAGCCUGUCCAAGGACGAGAGCAUCCUCUACGUCGGCAACCAGGAUGGCCAGGACGGCAUCGUCGCCUUCGCCCGUGGCGAGGAUGGCAAGCUCACCGCCGGUGCUACGCUUUCCAAGUCGGUCAUUGGCACUGGUGAGGACUUCGGUCCCCAGUACGUCCAGCAGAUCGCUUAA